Molecule: messenger RNA, 4711 nt
Organism: Clupea harengus (Atlantic herring)
Lineage: Eukaryota; Metazoa; Chordata; Actinopteri; Clupeiformes; Clupeidae
Gene: veph1
Product: ventricular zone expressed PH domain-containing 1
Biological process (GO): regulation of signal transduction
Cellular component (GO): plasma membrane
Molecular function (GO): phosphatidylinositol-5-phosphate binding
Source: RefSeq, a predicted model, not a curated record
CAAGGCUUCCUAUUGUCCGGAAUUACACCUGUUGCUCAGCGCCAUGUCAGGAUGGACCGCUGGGUGGAGUGCAGUGCUACACACUUAAAGGCACUGUAAGAAAUUCGUCCAGUGGGACAAGUUGGAACUGCCAGCGAAUCCCUUGGUUUUCAGUGUUUCAGAAAUAAAUAAAGGGAUUUUUGAAAGAACAUCAGAAACAAGAUUACUAGGAUACAGUGCGACGGGUGUGUGGUGAGGGUCUGAUGCGUAAGAGCAGGGUGCUCGACCCUCCACCCCCAGACAGAGCAUGCUGCCAGGCUGCCAGAGUCGGGUCAAACCCCAGGGGCCAUCAGCACCAGCAGCAGCAGGCACAGAGCUGGCCUCUGCCUCGGCCUGAGUCGCUCCCAGCAUGCACCAACUCUUCAGCCUAGUGCUGGGCCAGAGGGACCUGUCCCGCGCCGGAGACCUCUUCUCCCUGGAGGACGCCGAGAUCGAGGACUGUCUCUCGCAGGCUCUGGAGCAAAUCAAAGCCAUCUCCUGCUCUCCGGACUACCUGACUAACGACAAUGACCAAGCGGUGGUUGAGAUUUGCAUCACGCGCAUCACCACGGCGAUCCGAGAGACGCACUCCAUCGAGUGUCACGGGCCGGCGCUGGUGUCGCUGUGGGAGUCGUGUCUGGAGCACAACCUGCAGCCGCAGGGCAAGGAUGAGGACACGCCCCACGCCAAGAUCGCCUCGGACAUCACCAGCUGCAUCCUGCAGAACUAUAACCGGCCUCUGGUGAUGGCAUUAGCGGUUCCAGUGGCGGUGCGGUUCUUGCAGAGGGGGAACCGGGAGCUCUCCAGGAACAUGUCCAGCUACCUGUCUCUGGCUGCUAUCGCCAAAGCCGAACUCUUGGCAGAACACACAGAGGCCAUCACCUGCAGCGUGCUGGAAGGCAACCACAUGCUGCUGCGCGUGCUGCCCUCCGUGUACCCGCUCCAGCCGAAGCCCAUCCAUCAGCACAUCGCCCACCUGCUGAACAUGAUGCCCCGGCUGGACCCGGCCGGACGCCAGCACCUGCUCCGCCUGCUGCAGAUGGUGGCCGAGGAGCACCCACUGACCCUGAGUUCCCAGGUGCCGUGUCUGAUGAGCUACCUGAGCGACCCGGCUCUGAAUGACACCGUGCUGAGCGUGCUGGUGGACGUGUCCCAGGCCAGCCCUGCCUCGCUCUCCGCCUUCCUGUCCAGGCUGAAGGGGGUCGGCCAGAGGCAGGGCGCCCUCCUGGGCCACAUCUCCAAGAUCCACGGAGCCGUGGGCAUGACCAGUGAGGAGGAGGCGCGGAGCUCCCUGCUCUACCUGGUGUCUCUGCUGGCCAGCAUGGAGCACAGCGUCCACCACACCCUGCUGCUUGAGAUCCGCCGCCUGACCGACCGCUACGGCGACCUGCUGGGGGGAGGCGGCAAGGACAUCUACCGCAUGAGCAACAGCUUCACAGCCAUCGCACGCCUGCUGGGCCGACGCCUGGAAGCUGCCGGACCAUGCAGGAGUGAGGAGGAGGCAGAGGACCUAUGUAAGCCGGCAGAGGCAGACUCCAGUGGUAGUGUGGGGGACGAGGACCAGCGGCUGCAGGUGAAGAUUCAGGCCUUCGAGGAGAAGAUGGUGGAGGAGGUUGAGGAGGCCCCAGGGGAGGAGAGCUCCCCGGCCCCGCAGCGGCGCUACAGCCUGGGCCAGGCCGCCCGCGACGAGCGCAGGGAGAUGAGGUUCAACAGGUCUAAGAGUCUGGCCCUGCAUGCGGUGCGCUCUCGCUCCAUCAACUCUGACAACGGCCAGGAAGAGGGAGUGGAGCUGACCUCCGAGGCCCUCCUGUGUGAGAGUCCCCCCAGCCCAGAGACCCCCCGGGCCCCAGAGGAGGAGGAGGCCCUGUCCUCGACUCCACCGGCCGCCACCUCAGCCGCGAAGCUGCCCCUCAAGCAGAGCCCCAGCGGACAGGAGACGCCUAAUCCGGGAGAGAUAGGACGGAGAGAGGUCGUCAGAGACCAACCUCAGGACACAGAUAGGCUGUGGACGCACAUGAGGGACAACCUGGAGACAAUCAAGGCUUUCUGUGCCGAGAUGGUCAAGCAGAUCCCUGUACCGGAGCACUGUGUCAUUGAAGACUCGAGCCGGGGCUGCGUAGCUAAGCUAUCCUUCUCGUGCCUACUGAAGGGACACUACUGCCUGUACAGCAAGUCCAGCUUCUCCCUGAGCAGCUUCCAGCCUCACCUCUGGAUCCACAUCAUGCUGCUCGCACAACAGAGUAAGUCCAGUGAGCCUCUCUCCUGCCAGCAUGAGGCCAUCCAGAGACUCAAAGCCCUAUGGGAGAAGACCCAGCUCAAGGGCUCUCACAGCUUCAGUCUGGCCAUGACCCAGAGCAUCACCCCACACAAGAAGGACCUAGACAGUCUGCAGAUCCAUCUGGAGGAGGUUCGCUUCUUCGACCUGUUUGGUUACAGUGAGGAGGAGGGAGGUUGGCUCUGCUUCAUGUGCAACAACCCAGAGAAGGCCACAGUUGUAAACCAAGAUGGCCAACCACUUAUUGAAGGCAAGCUGAAGGAGAAGCAGGUGCGCUGGAAGUUUAUCAAACGCUGGAAAACGCGCUACUUCACCCUAGCCGGCAACCAGCUGCUCUUCCGCAAAGGCAAAUCGAAGGAUGAGCUUGACGACAGCACCAUCGAGCUGAGCAAAGUGCAGAGCGUGAAGGUGGUGGCCAAGAAGAGGCGUGACCGCGGCCUGCCCCGAGCCUUCGAGAUCUUCACCGACAGCAAAAGCUACGUGCUGAAGGCCCAGGACGAGAAGCAUGCUGAGGAGUGGCUGCAGUGCAUCAACGUGGCUGUGGCACAGGCCAAAGAGCGCGAGAACCGAGAGGCCACCACCUACCUAUGACCACUACACCUCCACUUGCCGAGCUGUGCAGUUAAAUGACAGAAUCCCCUUGUUGGAUAUUACUGCUGUGAAACACUAAUCUACUAACGCUAGGCAACUUCAGUGAUGACAGACGAAACUGUCCUCAUCACACACACACACACACAAACCCCUACAGCAACUAUCUUAAGUAGAAAAAUUAUUCUAUGUUUACCCUGAAAUUACAGUGUUUUUAACAGGACACAUCUACAAUCACAUGGAACUUGGAACCCAAACUGACUUCAUGACUAAGCACAGGAACCAUAUUAAUCCCAGUGAUCUAUUACAGAUGGCAUGGCUAUAAGCUGUGUCCUGCAGUAACACAAUUAUGGUACAGGAUUUCUUCUGAAGAUGGGCUUUAAAAGUGCCUUUUUUGGCCGUCAGACGCAAACACAAUACAGAACUCUGUUCUGUGGACAAAUGCUUGGUUUUAGGGGCAUUAACAUGGGCAUCUAUGUGUUUUUAGAUGUACAUAUACUGUGUUAUGGCACUCACAUAGCCCUGUGUUUUUACUGGAUGGCGUCCCUCAUCCUCGGACUUCUGGAGCAAUUGGUUCCACUUAUCUGUGUUUUAUGGUCUUGUAUAGGCUUCAGAGAGUCUCUCUCUCUCGUGAUUUAGGGGCUUGACUUAUUGGCAUAGGCUUCCCAUCGUCCCCACGUUUAUCAGUCAAGGAAAAAGGCCCUGUUGGGGUUGCUUUGUGAUGAGUGACAAAGUUCAAUGGAUGGGGAGAACCCCAGAAGAGAGCUCUGAUGCCUGUAUUUAUAUGUAUGCUCAUUGUUCCUCUGGAUUAUUACCAUGGAACUGAAAUCUUAAUAAUAACAAAACUGUGCCAAGCAAUUGAAGGAUAAUUCUAGAAGUUGACACACCCCCCCCCAUGCCAUUCUUCCUUUUCUUUCUUUUCCAUUUUGCUUUCUGCCUCGUAAAAGGAAAUAAUGAGCCGCACUGUAGGCUUUAAAGGAAGAUUUCUGAGCUUUGCAGACUUGCUUUUGAUCAGUACGUUUCAGGAUCCUUUCCAAAACAAUGUGGGUCUUAAAAGGUCCGGUCUAGGUUUGAUAUUGCUCAAUUGAGUCUUGUGUAAAAACCUUUUUUAAUGCAGAAUGUGUCAUUGACCAAAGAGGCACCUGAAUAUGUCUGUGCGGAUGUUCCUCUGGUCCUGUUAACAGCUGGUCCAGAAUGUCCCUACCUUUGUAAGCAGCUCAUGUUCCCCGUGUAUAUUUUGCUUUAGUUGACGCCAUGAUCCAGAAGGACCCUUCAUGUUUCAUAUAGAUUCUACACCCUCGCACACCUUGUUUCUGACCCACAUCUACCACUGGUUUCUCCAAGGAGUAGCACACAAGAACAGAACAACUCCCACCCAGAUCCACUUUCCAGUAUUCAAAAUGUCUUUCAGCAUCAUAGCACCUGUUGUUCUACAGCCCACACCUCUGGGCUUUUCAUUUGACUUGAGCUUGGCAGUGUUAACUUGCGUGCAGUGAGGUUGAGUGACAGGAUUCAGUGACCCUGUUUGUGGUGCUGGGUCCAGUGCUGCCCUGCUGCCCUGUGAGGGCAUAUUGCAUUCCUCUUAUAACAAUGUUACAAAGCUUCAUGAGUAAAUGUUGAGCAAAACCUGUGUGCGUGUGUGUGUUUGUGUGUGUCUGUGUCCAUGUGUGCUUUGUGUGUGUGUGUGUGUGUGUGUGUGAGAGAGAGAGAGAGUUAUUCCAAAAGCAUUGAAAGGCAGCUGUGUAAAUAUCUAUCCUGUGUCCUUGCGUUAUGUUACACAUGUGAAUCUCUCUCUUGUUACCCACAUGUCUUUCUCUUUAUCAGUUCAAA